Messenger RNA from Aethalodelphis obliquidens (Pacific white-sided dolphin), 11281 nucleotides. It is a transcript of the gene TNRC18, whose product is annotated as trinucleotide repeat containing 18. Bases 1438 to 10344 code for a protein of 2968 amino acids. Gene Ontology annotation, molecular function: chromatin binding. Lineage: Eukaryota; Metazoa; Chordata; Mammalia; Artiodactyla; Delphinidae. The transcript is spliced from 29 exons. The record is from RefSeq and is a predicted model, not a curated record.
GGGAGGGAGGCUGGAGGACGCCGGGGGGUUGCGGCUGAGAGGGUCUGCAGCUCCGGGGCCUGGCCGCCGGUCGCGGGGAGCAGGGCGGGCACCCGGGAGCCGGUGGCUUUGGCUUGACCGGUGGCUGGCUCUAGGAGCGCCCGGGCCUCUUGGAAUCAGGAAUCCGAGCUGCUGAGGGCAGACGGAGAGCGAGGGCAGGGUUGGCUUCCAGACCGCCUCCCGCCCCCACGGGAAUCGGCAGAUCUUUAAAAUAAACAGCUUUAUACUGGAACUACAGGGGGAUUUGCCCAACGCUGGGGGAGGCGCCCCUCGGUCGGCCCGCGACGCGAAGGUUUUCUUUGUAGGUUAUUUGUGGGGUUGGGGGCAAGCUAGGGUAGGAGCGAGACCCUUGAGUCUCUCCCUUCCCCUCUGACGCCCCCCAAAUUCCCCGCGCCAGGCCACGUCCUCGGGCCGCAGGAUUCCCAGGCCAGGGCGCUGGAAAAUGAAACCAAAGCUUGUUUUGAAGGAUUCUUUCCAGUCCUCGGGCGAGAAUGCCACGUCUCGGCUCUUCGGACUUAGGCUCUGCGACUCACAGUGGCCCGAGGGGGGUGGCACGAGGGGGCGAUGAGUCUCUUUAAAAAUAAUAAACCCGCUUAGCACCCUCUUUCAUGAAAAAACUACUAAUUCCGAGGCUCGGGGCGAGCUCAGGGGAACCAAACUCAGAAAAGGGAGACAAGGGCUCCCAAAGGUUAAGUAUUAAACUUUCCAGAUAAGAUAGUUACAUAGUGUUUAGGGAGACAUUUCGAACUGCUCGUGGAAAGGUUUCACUGUUUGAAACCCCGGAGCAUGUGACGCCCAGGAAUCCAACACACUUCGGAGGUUUGUAUUGACGCGCUCGGGGCGCGGCCGAGGGGCCUUCCCCAGUUUCGGGAGCACCCGUGAGCUGCCGAGGCAGAGUCUGGGCUGGGGCGUAGCGCGCCACCGGCCACCUUUUGAGCCGUUGCCCGUGAGCCCGAUGCCGCCGAAGGAAGGAGCAUGGAAUUUAACUUUUUAUGGAAAAGGGGCUACUCCCGAUUUCAUUUCUGGCCACCACAUCGGCAGCCCCCGACCCCGAACGGCAUAGACGACUUUCUGAACUUGUUUCUUUUUUCCCCUCCUUUUUCUUUUUUCCCCUUCUGUUUCUUCCGCGGCCCGUCUCCUCUCCCCGCCAAGACGCCUUGUGCGCCGCCUCGCGCAGCUCCGCCUGGCCGCCCGGAGGGGCUCCACCACCGGCCGUCUGUGCGCCUCGGGCCGCAGGCCCGCCGCCGAGCGCAAGACCCGCUGGCCGCCGCCGCCAUGCACGCCGCGGAGCCCCCGCCGCCCGAGGACUCUGGGACUACGUCGAGGCCGAACUUUUAGGUCCCACUGAACUAGGCCCGCGGGCCGGGUGGGGGGCUGGCCGCGGCACUCCCGCGGAGGAUGGAUGGCCGAGACUUCGGGCCCCCGCGGUCUGUGCACGGCCCCCCGCCGCCGCUGCUGUCCGGCCUGGCCAUGGACAGUCACCGCGUGGGCGCCGCCACGGCCGGACGCUUGCCCGCUUCAGGCUUGCCCGGCGCGCUGCCGCCCGGGAAGUACAUGGCCGGCCUCAACCUCCACCCGCACCCGGGCGAGGCCUUCUUGGGCAGCUUUGUGGCCAGCGGGAUGGGGCCCUCGGCCUCAUCCCAUGGGAGCCCGGUGCCCCUGCCCUCUGACCUCUCCUUCCGCUCCCCCACCCCCAGCAACCUGCCCAUGGUGCAGCUGUGGGCUGCCCAUGCCCACGAAGGCUUCUCCCACCUGCCCAGCGGGCUGUACCCAUCCUACCUCCACCUGAACCACCUGGAGCCCCCCAGCAGCGGGAGCCCCCUCCUCAGCCAGCUGGGCCAGCCCAGCAUUUUCGAUACCCAGAAAGACGGCUUCUACCUGCCCGCCCCUGGAGCUCCGGGUGCCCUGCACUCCCAUGCGCCCUCCUCCAGGACCCCAGGCGGCCACUCGUCGGGCGCCUCGACCAAAGGCUCUUCUCGGGAAGGUCCAGCCAAGGACCGGAUGGGCCGCGGCGGGGAGCCGCCCCCACUGUUCGGCAAGAAGGACCCGCGGGCCCGCGAAGAGGCAGCGGGGCCCCGCGGCGUGGUGGACCUGACCCAAGAGGCGCGGGCGGAGGGCCGCCAGGACCGCGGGCCCCCGCGCCUCCCGGAGCGCCUGUCGCCCUUCCUGGCCGAGCCCGGGCCCCCGCGGGCACCGGGCACGGCCACCACCGAGUCCAAGGGCAAGAACCCGCCGCCGCUGCCACCACCGGCGCUGAGCCUCUGCAAUGGCGCGGGGGACGCGGGUCUCCCCGCACUGGUGGCCGAGGCGGCCCGCGGCUCUAAGGAGACUGCGCGCCAGGACGAGAGCGCACGGCUGCGGCGCGCAGAGGCCCUGCUGCCGGGGCCUUGCCCCUGCCCCUCGCCGCUCCCGCCGCCGCCCGUAAGCAAGGGCCCGCCUGCGCCCCCCGCCGCCUCCGGGGCCUUCGCCGCACCGCAGCCCGCCCCCGCCGGCGUCUACACCAUCUUCCCCGUGGCGGCCGCGCGUGAGGCGGGCCGUGAGCACCGUGUGGUGGCGCCCACCUUCGUGCCUUCCGUGGAGGCCUUUGACGAGCGCCCAGGGCCCAUCCAGAUCGCGUCGCAGGCGCGUGACGCCCGGACCCGGGAGCGCGAGGCGGGCAGGCCCGGCGUCCUGCAGGCCCCACCCGGCUCUCCAAGGCUGCCUCCGGACCGACCCGAGAGCCUCCGCGAGAAGAGCUCCGUGAUCCGCUCGCUCAAGCGGCCGCCGCCCGCCGAGGCCCCACCGGCGCGGGCCGCGCGCUCCUCCCCGGACCCCCGGGCCUACCUCCCCGCCAAGGAGCUGCUCAAGCCCGAGGCCGAGCCCCGGCCGUGCGAGCGCGCCCCGCGCGGCCCCGCUGUCGCCUCCGCCUCCCAGCAGGCAGCCAAGCUUUUCGGCCUAGAGCCAGGGCGGCCGCCCCCGCCCGCCGGCCCUGAGCACAAAUGGAAACCCUUCGAGCUGGGCAACUUCGCCACGACGCAGAUGGCCGUGCUGGCCGCGCAGCACCACCACGCCAGCCGUGCCGAGGAGGAGGCUGCCGCUGCCGCCGCCUCCAAGAAGGCCUACCUGGACCCCGGGGGCGCGUUGCCCCGCGCCGGGGCCACCUGCGCCAGGCCGGGCGCCGACCUGCACGCCGCGGCCCACGGGCCGGGAGAGGCCUCGGCCAUGCAGAGCCUCAUCAAAUACAGCGGCAGCUUUGCCCGUGAGGCCGUGGCCGUGCGUCCCGGCGGCUGUGGGAAGAAGAGCCCCUUCGGAGGCCUGGGCACCAUGAAGCCCGAGCCCGCUCCCACCGCUGCCCCACGCGCCCAGGCCCGCCUCCCGCACCCCGCGGGCCCUGCAGCGGCUGGGGGCCGGCAGCUGAAGCGGGACCCGGAGAGGCCCGAGAGCGCCAAGGCCUUCGGACGCGAGGGCUCCGGUGCCCAGGGUGAGGCAGAGGUGCGACACCCACCCGUGGGCAUUGCGGUGGCCGUGGCCCGGCAGAAGGACAGUGGCAGUGGCCGGCUGGUGCCUGGGCUGGCGGACCAGGAGCGUUCCCUGUCUCUGAGCAACGUCAAAGGGCACAGCCGAGCCGACGAGGACUGUGGAGAUGAGCGGGCCAGGCACCGGGAGGAGCGGCUGCUUGGGGCGCGGCUGGACCGGGACCAGGAGAAGCUGCUCAGAGAAAGUAAGGAGCUGGCUGACCUGGCCCGCCUGCACCCCACCAGCUGUGCUGCUAACGGCCUGAACCCCAACCUCAUGGUGACCGGGGGCCCGGCGCUGGCAGGUUCCGGUCGCUGGUCCGCUGACCCUGCGGCCCACCUGGCCACGCACCCCUGGCUGCCCCGCUCGGGCAGCACGUCCAUGUGGCUCACUGGACACCCCUACGGCUUGGGCCCCCCUUCUCUUCACCAGGGCAUGGCGCCUGCCUUUCCACCCGGCCUGGGGGGCUCCCUGCCGUCGGCCUACCAGUUCGUCAGGGACCCCCAGUCGGGCCAGCUGGUGGUCAUUCCCAGUGAGCACUUGCCUCACUUUGCGGAGCUGAUGGAGCGGGCCGCGGUGCCACCCCUUUGGCCGGCCCUGUACCCACCAGGCCGCAGCUCCCUGCACCACGCCCAGCAGCUGCAGCUCUUCUCCCAGCAGCACUUCCUGCGGCAGCAGGAAUUCCUGUACCUGCAGCAGCAGGCGGCCCAGGCCCUGGAACUGCAGAGGAGCGCCCAGCUGGUGCAGGAGCGGCUAAAGGCCCAGGAGCAGCGGGCGGAGAUGGAGGAGAAGGUGAGCAAGCGGAGCCUGGACGCCGCGGGCAAGGGUGGCCUGGGCGCCUCGGGCCCCGGGCUGCUGCCUCGGAAGCCCCCUGGCCUGGCCGCUGGCCCUGCGGGCACUUACGGCAAGGCCAUGAGUCCACCGCCAUCUCCCCGUGCUUCCCCUGUGGCUGCCCUGAAGGCCAAGGUCAUCCAGAAGCUGGAGGACGUGUCCAAGCCGUCCACCUACGCCUACCCCGCCACGCCCAGCUCCCACCCCACUAGCCCGCCGCCUGCCUCCCCGCCGCCCACCCCUGGCAUCAACCGCAAGGAGGAGGCCCCCGAGAACGUCGUCGAGAAGAAGGACUUAGAAUUGGAGAAGGGAGCCCCCAGCCCUUUCCAGGCCUUGUUCUCAGAUAUCCCACCCAGGUACCCGUUUCAAGCCCUGCCGCCACACUACGGGAGGCCCUACCCAUUCCUGCUGCAGCCCACGGCGGCUGCCGAUGCCGACGGCCUGGCCCCCGACGUGCCGCUCCCGGCCGAUGGGCCCGAGCACCUGGCGCUCUCGCCUGAGGACAAGCCCAUCCGCCUGUCCCCGUCCAAGGUCCCAGAGCCGCUGAGGGAGGUCCCGGACGGAGAACCACUGGCGGAGCGGGAGGUGAAGGCGGAGGUGGAAGACAUGGACGAAGGCCCCGCAGAGCUGCCCUCCCUCGAGUCGCCACUGACGCUGCUCCCCGAGGAAGCCCUGGCGGCCCCGAGCCCGGCGGGCGGCUGCGCGGGUGGCCUGCUGGAGGCCCAGGCCCAGGCGCUGAGUGCUGGCGGCCAGGGGCCUGCGGAGCCCUCCGGGUGCCCGGACUUUGCCGAGGGGGCUGAGGCGCGGGUUGAUUCACCGCGCCGGACAGAGUCCUGCACGGCUGCCCCGGACCUGGGGGCGCGGCUGACGCCUGAGCCGUUGGUUAAGGCUAAGGAGGAGCCAGUGGAGGUGCCCGUGGACGUGCCCGUGGCAGAGGCAGCUCCCGAGGAAGAUCUGGCCCAGGAGGCCCCGAGUGAGCCCCGGCCCAGCCUGGAACUGCCGGACUGUGACGUGCCCCCUGGGGAGGGACAGUGCCUGAGUCUGGAGGCCCCGGAGGCCACCCCUGUGCCGGGCAGCGCCUGCUUCCUGGAGGAAGCGGGCUCCGAUCAGUUCCCGCCCAGCCUGGAGGACCCGCUGGCUGGCAUGAAUGCCCUAGCAGCCGCGGCAGAGCUGCCCCAGGCCAGGCCUCUGCCCUCCCCGGGCGCUGGAGCCCCAGCCCUGGAGAGGCUGGAGGCAGUGCAGAGCCUCGUCUUGGAGCCAAGCUUCCUGCAUGGCAUCACCCUGCUGAGCGAGAUCGCCGAGCUGGAGCUCGAGAAGAGGAGCCAGGAGGUGGCAGGUGUGGAGCGGGGCCCCGUGGUGCGGCCCUCUCUGGAGAGCCUGCUGGCGGCCAGCAGUCACAUGCUGAAGGAGGUGUUGGACGGCCCCUUCGUGGACCCGCUGAAGAACCUGCGGCUUCCACGGGAGCUGAACCCCAAUAAGAAGUACAGCUGGAUGCAGAAGAAGGACGAGCGGAUGUACGCCAUGAAGUCCUCCCUGGAGAGCAUGGACGCCAUGGAGCUGGACUUCCGGAUGCGGCUGGCGGAGGUGCAGCGCCAGUACAAGGAGAAGCAGCGCGAGCUGGUGAAGCUGCAGAGGCGCCGCGAUUCCGAGGACAGGCGCGAGGAACCCCAUAGAAGCUUGGCACGCAGAGGCCCUGGCAGGCCGCGGAAACGGACCCACGCCCUGAGCGCCCUGUCGCCCCCCCGCAAGAGAGGGAAGAGCCGCAUCCGUAGCGGAAAGCUGAGCGGCAAGCCCCUGCUGACCUCGGACGACUGUGAGCUGGGAGCAGGGUUGAGGAAGAGACACAAGGGGCCUGAGGAGGACCACGAUGCCCUUGGCGGGACCGGGAAAGCCAGGGGGAGGAGCCAGCCUUGGGACGAGCACGAAGCCUCUUCAGACUUCAUGAGUCAGCUAAAGAUUAAGAAAAAGAAGAUGGCCAGCGACCAAGAGCAGUUGGCAAGCAAGCUGGACAAAGCCCUCUCCCUCACAAAGCAGGACAAGUUGAAGUCGCCCUUCAAGUUCUCGGACACUUCUGGGGGGAAAUCAAAGACGAGUGGGGUGUGCGGCAGGUACUUGACGCCCUACGACAGCCUGCUGGGCAAGGACAGGAAGGCGCUGGCCAAAGGCCUCAGCCUGUCUCUGAAAGCCUCCCGAGAAGGUAAACACAAAAGGGCCGCCAAAGCCAGGAAGAUGGAGGUGGGGUUCAAGGCCAGAGGCCAGCCCAAGUCGGCCCACUCCCCGUUCGCCUCGGAAGUGAGCAGCUACUCCUACAAUACGGACUCAGAGGAAGAGGAGGAAUUCCUGAAGGACGAGUGGGCUGCCCAAGGCCCCUCCAGCUCCAGACUGACAUCUUCCAUCCUUUGCGGCAUGGUGGCGAAGAGCAGCAAGCCGGCCGGCGGCCCCAAGCUGACCGAGAGGGGCCUGGCGGCCGCCCGGACUCUGAAGCCCAAGCCGGCCGCCGGCAGGAAGCAGCCGUUUUGUUUGCUGCUUCAAGAGGUCGAGGCCCGUUCCUCCUUCAGCGAUUCCUCGGAGGACUCGUUUGACCAAGAUGAGAGCUCCGAGGACGAGGACGAAGACGAGGAGGACGGGCUGGACGAGGAGGAGGUCGAGGCCGCCGGAGGCUGUAGGCUGGGGGCCCGGGAGCGGGCGCUGUCGCCAGGCCUGGAGGAGAGCGGGCUGGGCCUGCUGGCCCGCUUUGCAGCCAGCGCCCUCCCCAGCCCCACCGUGGGCCCGUCCCUGUCAGUGGUGCAGCUGGAGGCCAAGCAGAAGGCCCGCAAGAAGGAGGAGCGGCAGAGCCUGAUGGGCACGGAGUUCGAGUACACCGACUCGGAGAGCGAGGUCAAGGUGCGGAAGCGGUCGCCUGCUGGGCUGCUGCGGCCCAAGAAGGGGCUGGGGGAGCCAGGUCCUGCCCUGGCUGCGCCCGGCACCCGGGGCCCCGGCAGCCCCGACAAGGCCAAGCUGGCGGCCGAGAAGGGGCGCAAGGCCCGCAAGCCGCGGGGCCCCAAGGAGCCUGGCCUGGAGGCGGGGCCCGAGGCCAGCGACGACGACCUGUGGACGCGGCGGCGCAGCGAGCGCAUCUUCUUGCAUGACGCGUCGGCCGUGCCCGCGCCCAGCAGCGUUGCGCCUGCUGCCACCAAGCCCGGCCGCUGCGGCAAGGCUGGCCCGCCCAGCCCACGCAAGGACGCCGGCCGCGCGAAGGACAGGAAGGACCCCAGGAAGAAGAAGAAGGGGAAGGAGGCCGCAUCGGGAGCCUCGCUGCCCCCUCCCCGUGUUCCUGCCCUGCCCCCCGAGGCCCGGGCCCCUCACACCAGCUCUCCGGCCGCUGCCAAGAGGAACAAGGCCAAAGCCAAAGGGAAGGAGGUGAAGAAGGAGAACCGGGGGAAGGGGGGAGCCGUGAGCAAGCUGAUGGAGAGCAUGGCUGCCGAGGAGGACUUUGAGCCCAACCAGGACUCGAGCUUCUCUGAGGAUGAGCACCUGCCCCGAGGCGGGGCUGUGGAGAGGCCACUAACUCCCGCCCCUCGCUCCUGCAUCAUCGACAAGGAUGAGCUGAAGGAUGGCCUGCGUGUGCUGAUCCCCAUGGAUGACAAGCUGCUGUACGCGGGGCACGUGCAGACGGUGCACUCGCCGGACAUAUACCGUGUGGUGGUGGAGGGCGAGCGCGGGAACCGGCCCCACAUCUACUGUCUGGAGCAGCUGCUGCAGGAGGCGAUCAUUGACGUGAGGCCGGCCUCCACUCGCUUCUUGCCGCAAGGGACCAGGAUCGCAGCCUACUGGAGCCAGCAGUACCGCUGCCUCUACCCGGGCACCGUGGUCCGAGGCUUGCUGGGCCUUGAGGACGACGGGGACCUGAUCACCGUGGAGUUCGAUGACGGAGACACCGGCAGGAUCCCCCUCUCGCACAUCCGCCUCCUGCCCCCCGACUACAAGAUCCAGUGUGCUGAGCCAUCCCCCGCCCUCCUGGUGCCUAGCGCCAAGCGCCGCAGCCGGAAGACCAGCAAAGACACCGGGGAGAGCAAAGACGGGGCCGCGCCAGGGUCCGAGGAGCCCGGCGCCAAGGCCCGGGGGCGCGGGCGGAAGCCCAGCACCAAAGCCAAGAGCGACAGAGCUGCCGUCCUGGAGGAGGGGGGCUCGACGGAUGAGGUCCCCAGUACCCCGUUGGCCCUGGAGCCCAUCAGCACCCCAGGUUCCAAGAAGAGUCCCCCAGAAUCUGUGGACAAGCGGGCCAAGGCCCCCAAGGCUCGCCCAGCUCCCCGACAGCCCAGCCCAGCGCCGUCCGCCUUCACCAGCUGCCCGGCACCCGAGCCCUUUGGGGAGCUGCCGGCCCCCGCCGCGGCCCUGGCCCCCACCGCCCUCGUCGCCAUGCCCAUCACCAUGCCCGCCACGCGCCCCAAGCCCAAGAAGGCCCGGGUUGCUGAGGAGUCGGCCCCCAAGGGCGCCCGGAGGCCCGGGGAAGAGGCCGAGCUGCUCGUCAAGCUGGACCGUGAGGGCGUGACGUCACCCAAAAGCAAGAAGGCCAAAGAGGCCCUGCUUCUGCGGGAGGACGCUGGCGCGGGGGGCUGGCAGGAGCCCAAGGGCCUGCUGGGCCUGGGCAGCUACCCUCCGGGGGCCGGCGGCAGCGAGCCCAAGGCGGCCCGGCCCAAGGCGGGGGACGGCGACCUGGCCCAGGAGCCUGGGGCCGCGCUCACGUUCGAGGACUCGGGGAGCCCCAAGAGCCCGGACAAGGGCCAGGCCGAGCAGGACGGGGCCGAGGAGUCAGAGAGCGGCGGCAGCAGCAGCGGCGGCAGCAGCAGCGACAGCGGCAGCAGCAGCAGCAGCAGUUCUGAGACGGAGGGAGAGGAGGACGGCCAGGGCGGCGGCGGCCGGAACUGCAGCGCCUCCAGCUCGAGGGCCUCCUCGUCGUCCUCGUCCUCGUCCUCCUCGUCGUCCUCUUCGUCCUCCUCGUCCUCAUCGUCGUCCUCCUCGUCCUCGUCGUCCUCCUCGUCCUCUUCGUCCUCCUCCUCGUCUUCGUCGUCCUCCUCGUCGUCGUCCUCUUCGUCCUCGUCCUCUUCCACCACGGACGACUCUUCCUGCAGCUCAGACGACGAGGCCGCCCCUGUCCCGGCAGCCGGGCCCUCCGCCCCGCCGGCCCUCGCCAGCAAGGCGCCCAAGCAGGCGGCCAAGGCCCGCUCCUCGGCCCACUCUGCAGGCAAGAAGGCGCCGGCGCCCGCGCCCCAGGCCCCCCCGCCGCAGCCCCCGCAGCCUGUGCAGCCCAAGGCCCAGGCCGGGGCCAAGAGCCGGCCCAAGAAGAGGGAGGGCGUCCACCUCCCCACCACCAAGGAGCUGGCCAAGCGGCAGCGCCUGCCGUCGGUGGAGAACCGGCCCAAGAUCGCCGCCUUCCUGCCCGCCCGGCAGCUCUGGAAGUGGUUCGGCAAGCCCACGCAGCGCCGUGGCAUGAAGGGCAAGGCCCGCAAGCUCUUCUACAAGGCCAUCGUGCGCGGCAAGGAGAUGAUCCGCAUUGGGGACUGCGCCGUCUUCCUGUCGGCUGGCCGCCCCAACCUGCCCUACAUCGGCCGCAUCCAGAGCAUGUGGGAGUCGUGGGGCAGCAACAUGGUGGUCCGCGUCAAGUGGUUCUACCACCCCGAGGAGACCAGCCCGGGCAAGCGCCUCCACGAGGGCCAGCACUGGGACCAGAAGCCCGGCCGCAGCCUCCCCGCAGCCCUGCGAGCCUCCAGCCAGAGGAAGGACUUCAUGGAGCGCGCCCUGUACCAGUCCUCCCACGUGGACGAGAACGACGUGCAGACGGUGUCGCACAAGUGCCUGGUGGUGGGCCUGGAGCAGUACGAGCAGAUGCUCAAGACCAAGAAGUACCAGGACAGCGAGGGCCUGUACUACCUGGCGGGCACCUACGAGCCCACCACGGGCAUGAUCUUCUCUACCGAUGGCGUGCCUGUGCUCUGCUGAGCGCCCGGCCCGGCGGGGCCCUCCCCAUCACUGCCACGGCUCGGCGGCCUCGUGCGUUGGUUGCGUGCAUGCAAGUGUGCCCACGGACAGCCUGGCGCGUAAGUGUACAUGUGUGUGCCCGUAUGCAUGCACGUGUGUGCGCACAUGUGCACACGUCCAGACCCCCUUCCUGACUCCUCGGUGCCCCCCCGAGAGGGCUCCUCGCGAUCAGGGUAGGGCUCUGCCGGCCCCUCACGGGUCCCAGCACCUUGUAAGCGCUCAGCCAGGUCCCGGUGCCAACUGGGGAUUCGGUGGGAGGGGGUUUCCGACCAACCCACCUGAUGCUCGCUUGGGGGGGGGUCCUCCCAGUGCCUGGCCCCCUCGGCACGGAGCCCGCCCCGAGCCUCCCACCGUGGGAUGGGGGCGCUCCCAUGCCCCCCCAGCCUCAGCGACCAGGCCGGGCCUGUUCUGGGGUGCCUGCCUGGGGCCCGGCCUCCACCCUCUCAGGACGGCCUGGACUUGGGGAACAGAGCCAGGUGUGUGUGUGUGGGGGGGGGUGCCCAGGAGCACCGGCCAGGCACCAGGGGGAGGGGGCUGCGUGCCCCGAGGCCCCGGGAGGGCCCACCCCACUGGUCCAGACCCUCACACUACAGACAACCCCCAUGGUGCUGAAAUCCUCGUCCCGGCCAUACCCGGAGGGAGGCGGCAGUUCUUAACCUGUACAGUUUUAUUGUACCAAGAGACUCUCCCCUGUAUCAUACGCCUUCAAAUGGAGUCAACUUUUUAAUUAUAUAUAUAAAGAUAAAUAUAUAUAAAUAUAUAUAAAUAUAAACUUUUUAAAACUGUGAAAAAAAUAGCUAUGAAAUUAUAAAAAAAGCGAACACAUUCUGACGUGCAGAAUAUUAUUUUUUAUUUCCUGUUAGAUGAGCGUGUCUAGCACCCAGCUUCACGGGCCCCC